This is a messenger RNA of Aethina tumida (small hive beetle), 848 nucleotides long. RefSeq names its product cyclin-dependent kinase 2-associated protein 1-like. Lineage: Eukaryota; Metazoa; Arthropoda; Insecta; Coleoptera; Nitidulidae. The transcript has a single exon. Bases 83 to 379 code for a protein of 98 amino acids. Gene Ontology annotation, cellular component: nucleus; cytoplasm. The record is from RefSeq and is a predicted model, not a curated record.
CAUAUUUUUGUUUAUCAAAAAUAUAUCAAAGGUAACUGGUACAGUUUUGUUUCAAUUUUUCCGAGUUUUCACUGCAGCAACCAUGGAAACAGUUGAUAUACAAGCAGUGGAAUCCAAAUUGAGCGACGUAACUGUUACCGCGAUUCCGAUGUCUUCUAAACCGUCAGUUAAAACAGAACCUCCACAACCCGCUCCAAAACCAGUCGACCCAUCUAAAUACGUUCAACUUUUGGGUGUUAUCGAAGAAAUGGGCAGAGAAGUUCAUCCGACUUAUGCAGGCAGUAAAAGUUCUGCUGAAAGGCUGAAGAGAGGUAUUGUUCAUGCCAGGAUUUUGGUCAGGGAGUGCUUGAUUGAAACCGAAAGAAGUGCUAGACAGUAAAGUGUUUUCCUCUAUGGAGUUUUAGAAUUCAGCCUUUAAUGAGAAUCAAAAUGAUAAUGUUAAGGUUAAUUGUAUUUAUUAAGCCAUCCAUGUGAUAAAUUCCAAAUAGUUUAUACCAAUCAGGUUGAAAGUACAAAGACAGAAUCUUAACAAGCUAGUUUAUUGUAAAUAUUUGUAGUUUCUACAGGCAAGUUUGUAGUUUAUAUAAUUUUUUUCAGUUAGGUUUGCCCUAGUCUUUUUGCCAACCAUAGUUUUCAAUUUUAAUAGUUAACCACAAGGCCUUGUACUCUUAAAUAUUAUAUGAUUGUAUAUAAGGAAGUGUACGAGUAACAUUGUUUUUGAUAUGCCAAACAUUUGCAGCUCAGGAAAUGUUAGCAAGUACAUUAUAUAUUUUUACAUUUUUUAUAUAUACACUAAGGUUUUGAAUAAAACAUGAUUGAUUAGUAAUAAAUUUAUUGUAUAAAAAAUC